CUGCACACCCAUAGCUACCCUAAAUCCGACGACAGCUUCGUCAGCGUAGAUGAUUUGAUAGACCGGACUAAAACUCUCGGUCUGGAUGGUAUCUGUUUAACUGACCAUGACGAAUUCUGGUCUGCUGAAGACGUUAAGAUCCUGUCUGUAAAGCAUAACUUCCUGGUGUUGUCAGGAAGCGAAAUCAAUACUGAUGCGGGUCAUAUUCUCGUAUUUGGCCUCAGUGAGUACGUUUUCGGAUUGCACAAGCCCGCGUUUUUGCGCCAGAUGGUCAACAAGCAUCAUGGUGUAAUGAUUGCGGCCCACCCCUAUCGCCGCCGCUUUUUGGCUGACCCGGGCAAGGACCCAGAUGCCAGGGCGGAGAUGCUGGAACGUGCCCUGGCAGACGAUGUUUUCCGGAUGUGUGACGCCAUUGAAGGGUUUAACGGUCGUGGAAAAACUGACGAAAACUCUUUUUCUCAGGACGUUGGCAAUGCCUUUAUGCUGAAGGCUACUGGAGGCAGCGACUCCCACCGCCUGGAGCAGUUAGGAACAGUGGCGACCAGGUUUGACCGCCGGAUAAAAGACCUCGAUGGCUUCAUAGCCGAAAUCAAGGCUGGCAGGUUUAGCGUAGAGUCUCUUCGCUGA
This is a messenger RNA of Geodia barretti, 627 nucleotides long. The record is from the annotation of a GenBank genome assembly. Lineage: Eukaryota; Metazoa; Porifera; Demospongiae; Tetractinellida; Geodiidae.